UCCAGGAAUAGACUGCUGUUUUUCACGUACUUUCAUGUUACCACUUAUGAUCAACUCAGGAGAGGUAAUGGCCUAGUGGUAUUGCUAGACUUGUUAAUUCCCCUAAGUAAUGUCCUGGGAACUUGGGUUUGAAUCCUGCCAUAGUAGACUGGGAACUUGGAAUUCAUUCAAAGUCUGGAAUUGAGAGCAUCAGGGUGAUCGUGGAAGCACUGGUAUGGAAGCCAGUGCAUUUCCAAAGCUGGUGUUACUGAAUUGAGCACGAUGUCAGCAUAUAACCCUGAAGAGGAUGUCAACCUUUACAGUCCUCCCACAACAGUACGUGGAAUUACUGAGCUGAACAGAGAUUUAUUUAGGAAGAAUGUAGCUCUUCCAGCUCUGAAAGUGAAAAAGGACGUAGUGAACAAAGUCACAAAAUCCUUGAAAAAUUCCACGCUGAAAAGACCUGGAGUAAAGCGAGUUGUUGAAGACUCUAAAGAUGAAAUGUAUAGGUUUAUUUUGUUGGACCCGUGUAAAAUAUCCUGCAUGGAAUCUUUUGAGACUUUCGAGAAGGCUGUUCUAAAAGAGUAUAAUGUUGAUCUUCAGAUUCACAUGUAUCAUUUAGAAAUGACUUAUGAACAUUUCAAACCUGAAGAGAUUCUGAAGGCAGUUUUGCCUGAAGGGCAGGAUGUAACCUCUGGAUUUAGUAGAGUCGGCCAUAUUGUUCACAUGAACCUUCGUGAUCAUCAGCUUCCAUACAAGUAUUUGAUUGGCCAAGUUAUAAUGGAUAAGAAUCCUGGAGUAACUUCAGUGGUUAAUAAAACCAACAUUAUUGACAACACUUACCGUAAUUUUCAGAUGGAAGUACUAGCUGGGGAAGACAAUAUGAUUGCAAAGGUCAAAGAGAACAAUAUAACAUAUGAAUUUGAUUUUUCUAAAGUCUACUGGAAUCCACGGCUCAGUACAGAACAUAGUCGAAUAGUUGGUCUCCUGAAUUCUGGAGAUCUAGUGUAUGACGUGUUUGCUGGUGUUGGGCCUUUUGCUAUUCCAGCAGCAAAGAAAAACUGCAGAGUCAUGGCAAAUGAUCUGAACCCAGAAUCAUAUAAGUGGCUAGUCCACAACUGUAAGCUGAACAAAGUCGACAAUAAAGUACAGUCAUUCAAUAUGGAUGGCAGGGACUUUUUAUUAGAUCCUGUUAAAAAGGAUUUUAUAAAACAAAUUGAAAUACUUUCAUCAAAGGAGAAGAAAACCUCUAUUCACAUAAUUAUGAAUCUACCUGGUUUGGCUAUUGAGUUCUUGGAUGUCUUCAGACAACUCUUUGAGAAGCAAAACUUAGUUGACGCUUUACCCACAGUCCACUGCUAUAGUUUUUCUAAGUCUAAUGAACCUGCCAAAGAUAUUCAGAGAAGAGCAGAGGAUUUCCUAGGAACAUCCUUAGAGGGACGGUGCUCUAUCCAUUUGGUUCGGAAUGUGGCUCCAAACAAGGAAAUGAUGUGUAUAAGUUUUAAAGUUCCUGCUGAGGUGCUGUGCAAAAAUUACUUGGCAGAAAGAGACAAUACUGAAGAACCAGCUCCAAAACGUCUACGGCCAGAUGAGGUUACUGCCUCAGAAGGACCACAGUGACUUGUGAUAAAUGAGCAACAUCAUUUUUAGCAGUUAAGAAACCGAAUACAGUGCAAUUUAAUUACCAGUCAGUAAAAGGAAUCUCAGAACAUUUGCAUCAUUUCCUGGACUCCAUACUCCUGGUCAUGAUUUGCUUCUAUAAACAGCCAGUGAUUUGUUAUAAUGGGUAAUGAAGCCCUCUCAAGGGUUCACUUUUUUCAUGCUCACUAGGAUAGUUUUUCCAUUGAGCAUAUUGAAUUCUAUCAUGUUAAUAAGUAACCAAAGGGAAAUUCUGCAUUCAACACCACCAUCAGAACUGCAAAAAUAUAUAUUUUAAAAAUGUAUUGUACAUUAAUCAUUAUUAUUUUUUGGAAUUGAAAUAGUUCGAAUUAUAUUUUGCACAGCAGAGAACAUUUCAGUCGGUUUGAGAAUAGGUGGCUUCAAUCCAACUGCAGUAAAAUCAUUUGUAUUUGUCAUGAACAUAUUUUCUUCAGCUCUAUGUCUCAUGAUUAGGCAUUCAUUUUACAAGAGAAAUGAAGCAAUUUUUAUUUUGUUGAAACACUGUACAAAUUAAGUGUAUUUUAAUUUUAUUAAUUUUAACUCUAAGUAAACUGUUCUGAGGCUGUACAUAAUGGAAUGCUAGUUCCUUCUGCAUUUUAUACAUUUGGUUCAUUAUAAUUACAAAGUGGUAAAUCUACUUGGGUGUAAUAAUGACGUUGAUUCAGUCUUUUCUUUUAUAUAUCAAAGAUAAUGAAAGCCAGUCAGAUAAUUGUUUAGUAUCAUCAGAGGUAAUGAAAUAGGAUGAGUAAAGUACUUUGACAUUGUACAAUGCAGUCAUAAAUCUAUU
This is a messenger RNA of Hemiscyllium ocellatum (epaulette shark), 2425 nucleotides long. It is a transcript of the gene trmt5, whose product is annotated as tRNA methyltransferase 5. Gene Ontology annotation, biological process: tRNA N1-guanine methylation; mitochondrial tRNA methylation. NCBI's taxonomy places the organism in Eukaryota, Metazoa, Chordata, Chondrichthyes, Orectolobiformes, Hemiscylliidae. Gene Ontology annotation, cellular component: cytoplasm; mitochondrial matrix. The transcript is spliced from 5 exons. The record is from RefSeq and is a predicted model, not a curated record. The coding region runs from base 262 to 1599 and encodes 445 amino acids.